Messenger RNA from Ichthyophthirius multifiliis, 1156 nucleotides. RefSeq lists its product as hypothetical. The transcript is spliced from 2 exons. The record is from RefSeq and is a predicted model, not a curated record. Lineage: Eukaryota; Ciliophora; Oligohymenophorea; Hymenostomatida.
AUAAAUGGAGCUCCUACUACAAAAAAUCAAAAACACUAAAAUUAACAAUUUAAUAUGUUUUUUAAAAAAUAAAUAAAUUCAUAUAAUGAUUAAAGCCCUAUCACAACAAAUAGCAAUUUCUUGAAAAAAUAAUAAUAAAGUAAUAUUAUGGCAAGUGGUUUUCGAGACACUCUAGUAAAUAUUUAAAAAUAUAUUUUUAAAUUAAAAAAAUAAAGGAUUAAAAAUCUUAAAGCCAAUCAGCAAAUAAACUAAUAUAGUAAUAAUUAUAAUAUCAAUAAAGCAAACAGAAAAAUCAAUAAUAUAAGGUCGAAAUUGACGAUCAAGAAGACCAAUCAAAAAUCUAAAAAAUCUUCACUACUUUACCCCAAGAAUAUCAAGAUGAAAUAGACCAAUAAGUAAAUGCUAAUUUAAAAGGAAUCGAAAGAAAAUACUAAAUUGAUUAUCUUGCACAUGGACAUCGUUAUUAAGGGGAAAAAUAUUAAGGAAAAUUACAUGGUUGGGGUAUUUUUUGGUGGGCUAAUGGAGAAAUAUAUGAGGGAGAAUUUUUCGAAGGAAAAUAUAAUGGACUAGGAAUCUAUUACUGGCCUACAGGUGCUAAACAUUACGGAAAUUUUAAAGAUGGAGAAAUUUAAGGAUUAGGAGUAAGAUUUUAUUAAGAUGGAAAUAUUUAUUUUGGAGAAUGGAUGAAAGGAAAAAAUCAUGGAUAAGGAACAUUUUAUUGGUAAAAAAGUUAGGCUAAAUUCAAAGGAAGCUUUCUAAAUGAUCAAAUAUAUGGAAAAGGAACUCUUAUUUGGCCUAUUUUUGAAGAAAAAGAAGAAAGCGAAAAAAAUGGAUGCAAAGAAGAAAGUGAAGAAGACGAAUAAGACGAAUAUGAAUAAUAUGAUUAGGAAAACGAAGAUGAGGAUGAAGAUGAAUUUUCAUAAAAACAAAGUAGAAACAAUUUUGGUACUGAUUAGACUCAUAAAGAUUUAAAAAUAAAAGAAACUCGAGUAUAUGAAGGUUUGUGGAAAGAUGAAAAUGGAAGGGGAAUUUCAGUAGAAGAAAUAGAAUUUUAAGUUUAAUCAUAAUAAAUUGAAUAAUAGAAAGUUAUUAAAAAAUAAUAGGACAAUAAAAGCAAAAACAAUUUAAAAAAAAAGUGGAGAUUAUGAAAAUUAAC